Messenger RNA from Mercurialis annua (annual mercury), 1229 nucleotides. Its product is annotated as reticulon-like protein B5. NCBI's taxonomy places the organism in Eukaryota, Viridiplantae, Streptophyta, Magnoliopsida, Malpighiales, Euphorbiaceae. The transcript has 5 exons. The record is from RefSeq and is a predicted model, not a curated record. The coding region runs from base 200 to 958 and encodes 252 amino acids.
AAAAUUUAAAUUGAACCAACCAGCUCGGUUCGUAAAACCCGAACCCACGGCUCGGUCUGCAUUACUGUUUAUAUAGCCAAACACCACGCUCUCGCAACUUAUAACCUAAAACCUCUCGUUCAUUUCCAUCUCUAGUCACUGAAUAUUUACCGGCCACCGGAAAGGGUUUUUGGAUUGGAUUUAUCGGAUCUCGAUCAGCAUGACGGAGAAUUCUGAAAAUCCGAUUGAAUCUGUUAUGGAGAAGAUAAGUGAAAAGAUUCACGCUCACGAUUCCUCAUCGUCGGAUUCGGAUUCGGAUUCUGAGAAGAAACCGUCAUCUCCGUCGUCGAUGAAGGCUAAGAUUUUCCGGUUGUUUGGCAGGGAGAAACCGGUUCACCACAUUUUUGGCGGAGGAAAACCGGCUGAUGUGAUCUUAUGGAGAAACAAGAAGAUCUCAGCUAGUGUGCUUUUAGUCGCUACUGCAAUUUGGAUCCUUUUCGAGUUGAUUCAGUAUCACCUCCUUGCUCUAGUGUGCCAUGUUCUGAUUCUCUCACUUGCAGUCUUGUUUUUGUGGUCCAAUGUUCAUACAUUUAUCAAUAAGACUUCACCCCGUAUCCCGGUAGCUCAUAUUCCUGAAGAACCACUCCUCCAGAUUGCUUCUGCACUCACAAUUGAGAUCAACAGGGGAUUUGCGGUCUUACGUUCUAUUGCAUCUGGAAAAGAUUUGAAGAAAUUUUUAACUGUUGUUGCUGGAUUGUGGGUACUAUCAAUUGUUGGGAGUUGGUGCAACUUCUUGACCUUGUUUUAUAUAUGCUUUGUUUUAUUGUACACUGUUCCGGUUCUGUACGAGAAGUACGAGGACAAGGUUGAUCCAUUUGCAGAAAAAGCGUUGAUUGAGAUUAAAAAGCAAUAUGCCGUGUUCGAUGCUAAGGUUUUGAGUAAGAUUCCGGUCGCUGCAUUGAAAGCUAAGAAGCUUUAGGUAGAUUGGUAAUUCUAUUGCCAUGAAGACAUUUUGGUUAUCAUGCGAUUGUUUGUGAUAGCUCAAUAUUUUGCUAGAGCUCUUCAUUUUUCACCCCAUCUACUGUUUUCCAAGAGUUAGGAUUGCAGUUUGAUUUACUUUAGGUUUUUAUGGGGUUACUUAAAAUUGUAGCUUUGUUUUGAAAACUUUAUUAUCUAUCUGGAGGUUGUAGCACCGGCAUAACAGGAAUUUUGACAUUAUUUUUGUGUUGGUGAACUUUUGCUUUGUUGUA